Molecule: messenger RNA, 4176 nt
Organism: Cryptococcus wingfieldii CBS 7118
Lineage: Eukaryota; Fungi; Basidiomycota; Tremellomycetes; Tremellales; Cryptococcaceae
Exons: 10
Coding region: 1-4176 (1391 amino acids)
Source: RefSeq, a predicted model, not a curated record
AUGGCCCCUACACCUCGCAAGCCAGUCCAACGCCAUGAACAGUCAUGCGACUCGAGCGACUCUGACAUAUCUAGCGUCGAAGAUGGCGACGCGUACGAGAGCCCGGAUAAUGAAGAAGAAGACCCGGACCAGGAAUACAACGUCGAUGCCAUACCGUACGCGUACUCGUUCAGAGAACCCGAAAAGAAGAGCAGAGGCAGGAAGAGUCAAGCGCGGGUGAUGAGGGAGGAAGCUGCCAAGGCCAAGCCGCAAUGGCAUUAUGGUGUGAUUUGGAAAGGAUAUCUGAAGGCUCUGUCUGAUUCGCCGCAACCUGUUGACUCUUUCGAAGGGCCAAAGCCGCCUGUUAUUGUCCGGUUCUGGGCGGGCAUGGGAAUGACGCCCUCCGAUGGGUCGCUAGAACCUCUGGACAAAAUUGGAGACAGAUACUUCCUGCCUUCUCAUGCAAUGAAGCAAUGGCUGAACGAAGAACCCACAAGAAGCUGGAAACUAUUCAAGAAGCGCCAGGAGCUGCAGAGGGCUCAUGUCGAGCGUGUCAGCAGGGGUCAAGCCACAGGGAUGUUCAGAUGUCCCAAGCGCUAUUCCGACCACUACCAUUGGCUCAAAUUCAAGAAGCGCUCAGAACAAGCCAUGGGAAUGAAGACGGAAGGGAGGAGGCCCUUCUCGUCCAGAAUAUUGAACAGGUCGUCAGACGAGAGCGACUUGACUGAAGACGACGAUGCUGUCCCUCUGAAAGCCACGCAGGCCCCCAGGAGAAAGGCAGCUGGUCAGGGUAAACCCAAUAUCCCCAACAUCAAAACAGACAAGCCUGCGGCUAGCAAGAGAAAAUCGGUGGUGACCUCGUCAACCGACUCAGAUUCUUCAGUCGACACACCACUCUCUUCCUCAAGGAGAAUAAAGGUACCGAGGCCUAGCAAUUCCAGGUCAGGUUCUCAAGCUGGCGUACCCAAAACCGGGAAGCCGACUGAAGUCAAGGUAGAGGAGAGAGACGGAGCAACAUCCGAGGAGAGGGUAUCGGAGACUGUAGAAGGCCAGAAUGACUCGGCAGAGAAGGCUCCGCGAGCAGGGAGUGACAAGGAGGGGGAGAAAACGGGGGAUGCCGUCGAUUUUGGGGAGCUGGAUCAUGGCAUAUUCGAGCUGCCUCCGCUCGGUGUCACUGAGUCAACCGCGACCUCGGCGCCGAUAACAUCAGAGCGACGUUCCUUGAGUACCGCUCCAACGUCUGCCCAAGCACCGCCGCCCGCUUCCGAAUACCCCACAGCCUCUGAUGGGACCGACAAACCCCCAUCUUCUGAGAAAUCCAUCCCUCCUCUCGGUGAAUCUGCACCGACGACAGUCACGGCCCAGGCUUCACCGUCUGUCAACACCUCUUCAUCUAUACCUGCCGCCGCCUCAACACCUGCCCAGGUGCCGGUGACCGCCCCCAAUCAGCCCGUAGCUCCUGCCAAGACGGACAAGCCCCCAUCCUCCAAGGGAUCCGUCCCUCUCGCCGACAACUCUGUUCAAUCCGCAGUGCCAUCCAAGGAUCCACCGGCUGUCAAAUCUCCUACUCCCGCCAGUGCCCAAACGUCUGCACAGGUACCCGCGCCCAAUCCUGAGCAGGGAAUAGUCACUUUUGGGACGGAUAAGCCACCAUCAUCCAAGGGUUCCGUUCCUCCUCCCGGCAAAGCUACCCCGUCCACAGUCCCGUCCGAAGCUCCACCGACUGUCCACCCUCCUUCAUCUAUACCUGCCACCGCCUCAACGUCUACCCAGGCACCCGCACCCUCUCCUGAGCAGACCGCAGUCCCUGCCGCGACGGACAAGCCUUCAUCCUCCAAGGGGUCCGUCCCUCCCCCCGGGAAAGCUGCCCAGUCCACGGUCCCACCCAAGGCUCCAUCGUCUGCCAAACCGCCAUCGUCUACAUCGUCCAACCCUCCAUCGUCUACGUCCUUGGCCAAACCUCCCGCAGGAGCUCAGAAAAAGGUCAAGGAGUCGUAUGAUCCAAGAAAAGUUCCUCGGAAAGAUCCCAAGAGAGAAGCCCUCCAUGCGUCCUCUGCAGCUCAACAGACCCCUGCGGUCGCAAAGGAUUGGCUGAAAACCAUGAAGAUUGCAAAAAGGACACAACCAGUGCCUGAACCUGCUAGUUCUACCCCCCCAAAGCCGGCUCAACCUUCCCAUGCUGUGCUCUCAACAUCCGAUGCAGUCAAUCACCAUUCGGUCCACGAACCAAGACGGGAAGCUGCUACUGCAUCCGGUUCUACCAGGCCUCUUUCAGGCCCGUCUCCUCACGCUCCCGCCGCCGCACUGCCAGAACCUAGCGCCGCUGGUCCGGGUAUACAGCCUCUGCGUGUCGAUCAGCCCGUUCGAUCGUCCUCAAUCUCCGAUGCGCUUGUUGGCGAGUCACCGGUCACUGUCGGCCAUUCACCCGGUCAAACGGGCGAACGCCGCGCCUUUCAUCCAGGAUCGAUCGACUUGACUACCUCCCACAAUAUCGAGACAAGCUCAUUGCCCUCCAGCACUCCGGCAGCUAUCCUUGGCCCUGGUGGAAAAGAGCGUCCAAAGUACGAGCAACCUAAGCGUAUCAAACACAUCGGUAAUGACGACGAGAUUAUAACACCCCAAGAAGCUCGAAAGAGGAGGAUGACAGGAGAAGACGGUGCUAGCCCAGUCUCGCCAAAGAGAUCAAAGACCAGCUACUUCCCCCACACCUCCAAGACAACCCAGAGGAAGAAAGAUACGGAUUUUUUGGCAUCUACGACCAGGCUGUCCGUCGGCCGGGCGUCGGAGGAACAGCAGCGCCCAGGAGUAGCGCAGAGAAAGACGUCAGAUGGGACUCCAGCGCAGAUGCGUAGAGUGGGCAGCACAACGUCGUCCUUGGCAGGAUCGAUGACACCUCCGCCUGUGCCAAGGGGCAGGGCGUCUUUGGAUAGAUCAAGAGAAGGGUCAGGCGUGACUCCUACUCGGGACGGGACAUAUUCACCGCCUGCUGACAGGGCUGGCAAGCCAUUAAAUGGUGUCACAAGACAAGGCAGCGCCGACCAGCCCAAGCCUUCUAUAGCUAUCUAUCAACCGCGCAACAAGGCACAGGUCCCGCCGCAACCUCCAACGACUGCCGUACAGUCGAACGCACCGAAUGAUCCCCGACUAUCAAUAUCUGCAACCCAAGAAACAUCCCAGUCUCAGUCCCCGGCUCCUCUGGCCAGCGGUGACAAUGUUCAAAGUCAGCGGCAACAGCAGGGGACAUCGCAUCUGGGUCUCACUAUCGUCAGUUCCCCUUCGACGAUCAAACCAAAUUACAUCCCGACACCGACGUCAGCUCGACCGCCCGCGCCUGUUGACAGUUCCCCGAAAGCACUCCCCACCACCUCCAUACCCACACCAACGACAGCUCGGCUGCCCUCGCCCCUGAGCAAAUCCCCAAAGCUCCUCCUCACCCUACAACGGCUCCGCUCUGAUACCAAAUUUCCGGACGGUCCCGAAUUGAGUGACAAUGGCCAAGCAGUCCCGCUCGCAUCGGCAGCAAAUGUCGACCCUUUUCUGUGUCCUGUUCAGUCUCUGAACGUGAUCCCAGAAAACGUGGUGACACUAUCCCCGUAUCUUCUGUUGAAGCACCCAAAGAUGUGGGUGAGAGUGAUGAAAGCAUUGAGGGGCACGCGGAGAUGGGGCGCAUAUCUGACCCCGUCUGUGCUUUGCUUUUUGAAGCAGACGUGGGACGAUCACGACUACGACCUAAGCCCGGACCCCACCGAGUCAUUCAGCGCUCUCAUCAGCAGCCUCCCUCUCGAUGGGGGUCACGCCUUUCAUACCGGCGCCCCCUGGGGUGAGGCCUAUGGCCUUUCGGUCAGCUGCAACCCGCCAAUGAAGAAGCUCAAGAGACCCUUGAUGGAAUGGCGUCUAUGGCUGACCGAUGUUGUCCGCCAAAACGACUUUGAGGCACUCGUCAAGAAGUGUAUUGGUGUAGAGCAGGGCCACUUUGAACAGAUGGUUGCCAGAGACGCCGGGCAGGCGCUGCCGGCGCCAGACCCGGUCGAUCGGGAAGAAGUGAUUCUCGAGCAAUUGAGAGAUCUUACGGCCAUGAAGACAAAUGAUGAGCUGGUGUAUACUAGAUAUGUGUAUGUGGGGCACUUUGAGCUAGGAGACGCGAACAGGAAGAAGGUGGAGCGGAAUUAUAGUCAUGGAGUGAGUCCACAUUUUUGA